UCUUUUUUUCUUUUUCUUUUAUUAAAAUAUAAAAAUGUCAAACAAGUGGUCUAUUGCUAUUCCUGAAACACCUUCUCCAAACUAUGUUAUUGUCAAGAACAUCUCACUUCAAUCUACUGAACAGACAGUCAAGGAGUUCUUUUUAUUCUGUGGUAAAAUUAAAGAGUUUGAAUUAAAGAUUGAUCAAGAUGACGAUAAGCAUCAGAUUGCCUUGAUUCACUUUGAACGUGAAUCUGCUGCUAAAACUGCCACUCUCUUGAGCAAUGCCUUAAUCGAUGAUAGUCAUAUCGUCGCUUCUCCUUACUUUGAUAUUCCUGCUUCUGAAAACGAAAAGGCUGUUGAUACAACUGAACAUGAUGAAACACAAGAAACAAAGCCUAAAUCACGUAUUGCUGCUGAAAUCUUAGCAAAUGGUUACAUGCUUCAAGAUCACGUCGUUGCCAAAGGACUUGAAUACGACAACAAGUAUAACCUCUCUUCGCGUUUGACUGGUUUCUUGAACACCUUACAAACAAAUGUCAAACAAUUCGAUGAAAAGUAUCGUAUCUGGGACAACGUCAUGAACAUUGACCAAAAAUACAAGAUCAGUGAAAAGGCACAAAAUGCAGCUCAAACUGCUCAACACCGAGCCCAAGCUGCUCUUCAGACACCUACAGGCCAAAAGGUUCACGAACUUGCCAAUCAAACAUUAGCUCAAAUUGCUGCCGUUCAUUAUGAAGCCAAGAAGAUUCAGGGUGAAAAGUUAAAGAGUAAUCAUCCUGAAUCGACUUCUGCUACUGCUGAAAAGCCUGCUGCACAAUAAUCUUUUGGGUAUUCGCUUUUUUUUCUUUACUGUAAUAAAAACAUAUGCUGUUAAUGAUUCUCUAUUAAAUUUUGUGAAAACAUAUGACGCUCUGUAAAAUGCGGAACAAAAAGUACAGUCUUUCCGUAUCACUUGUCGCGUUUGAAGUCUCUGUCUAUCUUGGCCAUGUUGCUGGGAAGACAGCUAAGAGGAUCUUCUUUACAUCCUUCAAGCUUGCACCUACUGUGAGGUUUGAAAAGCUUUUGGAACUAGAUAGGUGCUUCUUCCUUUUUUUUGGUGGCAUUAUUAUUGUGGAUGGUAUGUGCAACAAUCGUCAUGACCCCAUCUUGGGUUAUCGUGAAGCUGUUGAGCUUUCAAUAGCUACAUCGGCCACAACUUUCGUUUACAUUGAAGCAUUGAAAAAAGUCCUCUUCGUG
Messenger RNA from Rhizopus microsporus ATCC 52813, 1218 nucleotides. RefSeq lists its product as uncharacterized. The record is from RefSeq and is a predicted model, not a curated record. The transcript has 7 exons. NCBI's taxonomy places the organism in Eukaryota, Fungi, Mucoromycota, Mucoromycetes, Mucorales, Rhizopodaceae. Gene Ontology annotation, molecular function: RNA binding. The coding region runs from base 35 to 802 and encodes 255 amino acids.